UCGAGCUGCAGUUCUCGAGCUGGCGCGCGCAGAGAGGCAGCGGUUGAGUGAGACCCGCUCUCACCGACAUGGAGUAACGGACAGCCGGGAAGAGAGAGGGACACACACCGGGCACACGGGACAGGACGCUGACGCUCUUGACGCUUUAACGGAUAACGAGCGCGAUGUUGUAGCGGGAUUUAAACCGAUGGCGCCCGGAUUCCUUUACUGCGCGUGACACCGGAGGAGCACAGCAGCAGAAGGCGAGUCAGCCAGGCGGCGCGAGGAUCCAGGCGGUGCGUCCAUCAUGCUGUGGCCGCUGGUGGCGCACUUCCUGUCGGCUGUCGCGCUGUGGCGCCCCGCUGGAGCGCAGUACUCCAGCGACGAGUGCAGCUGGAGGGGCAGCGGUUUAACCCAUGAAGGCCACGCGCGUGACGUGGAGCAGGUCUACCUCCGCUGCUCUCAGGGCUCUCUCGAGUGGCUCUACCCGACCGGCGCCAUUAUCGUCAACCUGCGGCCUAACAUGGCAUCUCCGUCCGCCGCACAUCUCUCCGUGUGCAUCAAACCGUCCCAUGAAUCGAGCGGCACUCACAUCUACCUGGAGCGGAUGGGUAAGCUGCGGCUGCUGCUCCGUGAGGCUCAGCAAGCCGAGGGCAAAGUACACUGCUUCGGCAUCCAAGAGGGAGCGCUGUUCAUCGAGGCUGUGCCUCAGCGCGACAUCAGCCGAAGGAUCACCUCCUUCCAGUACGAGUUGGUCAACCACAGGCCCGGUGCUGAUCCUCAAUCACUGAUAGCCCCGUGUCAGCCCUGCACCGACGCCGAGCUGCUCCUGUCCGUCUGCACGAGUGACUUCGUGGGACGUGGCAGCAUCCUCGGCGUGGAAGAGGAGGAGGAUCAGACGUCAGUGGGCGUCACUUUGUCUCGUGUAUACAGACAGAAGAGUGAGGUGUUCACACAGACCGGGGGCCGGGUGAAGGUCUGGACGGGGAAGCUCCUGAUGCCGCACGAGUGCAGAGUGAAACCCGGUGAGGGCGAGUUCCUCUUCACCGGCACCGUGCGUUUCGGCCAGGCCUGGCUCGGCUGCGCGCCGAGAUACACAGACUUCCUUAGGACGUACCGGGAAGCCGAGACUCACGGGACCAACCCAUGUCACGUAGACACGAACUGAGAGUCACAUCACAUCACGUCUUGUAUCGGUCGUAUCAGACGCAUCUGCCUAAAUCAGACUCUUUCCCCGAGAGCGGCUUUAUACAAACCUGACAUUCUGAUUAAAACCUAAAUCGAUGUAGCACACGUCUGUGUUUAAAAAGUGUAAAAAAAAAAAAGAAAAAUGUGAAAACAUUGUGCGAUUGAAGUCCUCUGCUUUUGUAAAAAGCUUGUUUGUACAGUUUUUAUUUUUUGUACCUUUUUGCAGUCUUAUGACAAAAAACAUGUUAAAGAAAAAAAUGCUUUUUAUUUUAUUCUAGUUUCUUUUUUUUGUAUAGAAGUGCUAUUUCUCUGCCUGCACUAUGCCUCCAAGAAUGAGAAAAGAUUUCAAAAGAUUAAAAAUACUUUUUUUCUGAGGAA
Messenger RNA from Clarias gariepinus (North African catfish), 1545 nucleotides. RefSeq names its product meteorin like, glial cell differentiation regulator a (gene metrnla). Gene Ontology annotation, biological process: positive regulation of brown fat cell differentiation; energy homeostasis. The transcript has 4 exons. The coding region runs from base 287 to 1147 and encodes 286 amino acids. Gene Ontology annotation, molecular function: hormone activity. The record is from RefSeq and is a predicted model, not a curated record. NCBI's taxonomy places the organism in Eukaryota, Metazoa, Chordata, Actinopteri, Siluriformes, Clariidae.